Molecule: messenger RNA, 1136 nt
Organism: Limulus polyphemus (Atlantic horseshoe crab)
Lineage: Eukaryota; Metazoa; Arthropoda; Merostomata; Xiphosura; Limulidae
Exons: 7
Source: RefSeq, a predicted model, not a curated record
UUCCAAAUGUUGUAAAUCUGGGUAUUGACACAGUUCCAAAUGUUGUAAAUCUGAGUAUUGACACAGUUCCUAAUGUUGUAAAUCUGGGUAUUGACACAAUUCCAAAUGUUGUAAAUCUGGGUACUGCCACAGUUCCAAAUGUUGUAAAUCUGAGUAUUGACACAGUUCCUAAUGUUGUAAAUCUGGGUAUUGCCACAGUUCCAAAUGUAAAUCUGAGUAUUGCCACAGUUCCUAAUGUUGUAAAUCUGGGAAACAACAAACGACCAACACCUGUGGAAUCAGGCCUAACAGAAACAGUGAGUUCAGUUCUCCGGGAAACUAAGAGUGGUGACUCGGUUCCCCGUUUCCGUGAAACAAAUACUCGAAACCCGAAAAACAACGUUAGAAGACUUCACUCCUUGUUGAGAUUUAAAUUAGCGGUUUCAACCAGCACUGGAUUGCCAACCUCGUCCCAAAGACGACUACUACGGACUAAUCAAUUCGUUUCUUCAAGUUCGUCACGUGAUUACCUUGACGAUCGAACUCGGAAAAGAAUACGACAUCGGUCAUCUCUACCCAGCCAUGAUUCUAUAUCUAAUCCUGCAGGUUUCGGUUUUCGUGGGAUAGGAUCUUCCAAGAUGAAGAACGCCCGAUCUUCCAGUUUAUCCUCAGUAUCAGCCCCACAAACAUUAGAAAAUAUUUCGCAUUGUUUUGGGUCAUCAGAAUGUGACACGUCAUGGAUGGCAUCAGUAACUAGGAACCACUCCUCCACCGACUUUCCUAAUGAAAUAAAUGAUGGCUCAGAAGAUAAAUAUGAAGAAGUUGAAAACGAAGAAUCAGACAGAGAUGAUAUUAACUGUAGAGCUUUCCCGAAAACGCAUCCUCAUGUUCCAAAAAACACAGUAGAAAAUGAAGUACCAGAAACAGCGAACGGAAGUGACAUCACGAUUGCUCCACAAGAGCCACCCAGUGAAAAUGAAGAUGAGAUGAUGCCGUUAUAUCUUAACCUGUUAGGUCCUGCCAGAGAAUGCUGGAAAAUUCACCAGAAACUUCGACAAGAAGGCCUAAAAGUACCCUUCAAAACGUUGAACAGGGCUUUACUGACUCCAACGGAGAUGCGGGAAUUAAACGAACUAAAAGAAGUUCAAACCACGUGA